UUGCAUUUGUUUCUCAUUUCUAAUUGUGAAUUUGCACAUUAAUUUUCGAGAAUUAGCUUAGCUUCUUUCAGACGUGCUUGAAACAAUGGCACAUUGCCAAUUCAUUACAGGGGCCAUGACAAAUUUAGCAUAAUAAACCACCAUGAUGCCACGGUCAACUGAUCAUACGUACCUGUGACUUGGAGAAGCAAACAUUGUGAAAGGAACACUUCCAAAUACAAAAUGGCGAUUUGUAAAAUAUGUCUAGUUUUCAAAUGACGAAGAGAAAUCGCAAAAUGGGAUUUAUUUAGAUUUGUAUGUCAGGAAAUUGAUUCCUGAAUCUCAAUCAUAACGCCAUAUUUCACAGGCGCUGUGUUACAUAGAGUAUUGGAUUGUUGAUAACUCACUUGUAGAGAUAGAGGAAAGGUACGGAAAGGAGAUGUCACUGGAUAAACUCUACGUAUUCCUCGAAAACCGCGAUGUUUCUUCGGGAAAAAGAUCAUGUUGUACAUGCAAACAACUAAAGAAGCUGAGAAGCCCGAAUUCGUCUUCAAAAAUGCGACUUGUAUUUAAUAUUUCGUUUAUGAAUUUGAUCAUAGUAGUAAUGCUACUGCGGCCGCCAGGAUUGGGCCUAGUCAACGCUGGUUCACUAACAGAAUAUGAACUUUGCAGGAGAGGCGAAUAUUUCGAAGAUUAUGCAUUGAAGGGUGGCUCAAAAGCAGGGACUUAUAUCAAACUUGGACGUGUAGAUAUAUUUGAUGAUUGUGUUGAUAUGUGUUGUCGCGAGAGGGAUUGCAAAAUGGCUCUUAUGUUGAAACAUAGUUGUUUUCGAGUCGAUUGUCUGAAGGGGGAGCCACAUCGUUGUGAAAGAAUUUCAGCCAGAAGAUCGAAGUAUAAUCCGAAACUCUUUAUAAGAGGAGAAGUGGAAAGACCAAUGAAAAUUGCAAAAUCAGGAUCUGGUUUGGACCACUUUGUGGCUAACAGCUCAUUAAUAAACGAUACAGCCCUGCCAGAACUUAUAAGAGUUAAAAGGCGAAAGGCUUCUUGUCAUCGUUACCAUGGCAAAGUAUGCAAAGGCUAUUUGGAUGCAGCACAGUUUUAUUAUUUCACUGCACACUCUCCUUCCCAGUAUGACAGGUCUCUUGUUGAGCCAUUUAAUCAAGCAAAAGCACAGCUGAGCCCUGAAUGCAAGAGGUAUGCUUUAUAUGCAAUGUGUGCCACAUGGUACCCAGAAUGCACAGAUCCGAAACACCCGAGACCCACCCGAUUGUGUCGCAAGGCUUGCGAGCAGCUCCAAGAUGAGUAUUGCCAAAGGGAGUACGAUAGUGAGACGACCAGUGUGCGAUCAUUGCUACCUGUUUGCGAUUCACUGCCAGAUGAGGAUGAAGAUCCAAGCUGCCUUCUGCUUGACGAUUUGACAGCUGAAAUGCCUAGUGAGGGGCAAGGUACCACGGAAACCUUGGGCUCAUCUGAUAAACCUCUUAGAAGAAAACAUGGUAGAAAACUUACUAGUGAUGAAGAGGCUGGCUCAGAAGCUCCUCAAAAUGGCAGCGUUGUUACCAGCACACAAACCCCACAGACCAAUAAACCAACUACAGCCCCUGUCGAUUCGAAGACAACCCUAAACCCCAUUGAAGAAAGAGAAGAGGCAACAAAAGCCGAGGAAUUUUCAUCCACAAGCAAGCCCGUAACUAAAGCAAGGACAACCGGAAGUUCCCAAACACUGAAAGCCGGUGUGAGUCCCCAACCAACACCCACAGCUGCUUCAGUUCUGCAACCCUCACGAAAUGAUUCGCUAAAGAAGUCACUUUUGGCGUUGGGAGAUGGAACAACAAGCGCUCUGCCAACCAUCCGUUCGACUCUUAUCACAGUCCCCGUAAAGAAUGUUGGUGAAAUAAGUCUUGAAGAACAAGAUACGAAAAAGACGCCAAAACCAACUUCAGCAGCAACAAUUUCAAAACCUUCCAUUGUCACUACAAUCCAAGUUUCUGCUGGAGAAAACAAAGAACUUGUACUUCCAGAAGAUCACGUGAGCCUGUACGCUAGCACUUGGCCUAAGCCGCCGAAAGAUGUCACCUAUAAGUACAAAUGGUACAAGCUGUCUGCGCCUGAAAAGAGCCACGGCUACAUGGAGGGCAAGGACAAGAGCAGGUUGAUCCUCACCAAACUCGACGUGCCCGGCGUUUAUCAGUUUAAGGUGACGAUAUCAACAACGGAUGGCUUAAGCCAAGGCAGUGCCCUGGUUAACGUGACCGUAAAACCAGUCCCUCGGGUCAACCACGCCCCCAGGGCCGCCAUUCAACCGAAAGAGGUGACAGUACAAUUGCCAACGAACGAAGCAGUGCUUGAUGGAUCAAAAAGCAGUGAUGAUGACAAGAUCGUCAGCUACAAAUGGGAAGAAAUGAAGGCGCCGAUUAACAGUCAUGGCAAAAUUGUAUCUAACGGAGCACACAAACCGAUUUUGGAGCUGAAAAAUCUAGAAGCAGGGGAUUAUACUUUCAGACUGACUGUAACUGAUUCAGAUGGCGAGGAGGACCAUGAUGAAGUCACGAUCAACGUUUUACAAGAGAAAGACUAUCCUCCUGUUGCCCGUGCCGGCAAAGAUAUCGUAUUGCAACUUCCUCAUAACUCGGCAGUGUUGUAUGGAAAUGCCAGCACUGACGACAAGCCUGGACUAAAGUAUGAAUGGACGAAGACCCCAGACAGCCCUGCUGUAGGUGAUAUGUUGGGAACAACGGCUCCAAUUUUAACCGUCUCAAACCUGGAGAUUGGAGACUACACAUUUGUGCUGAAGGUGACAGACACAUCAGGGCAAACGUCUAAGUCAAAAGUGACAGUUGUGGUUAGGCCAUCGAAGAACGAAGCACCAAAAGCAGUGGCUGGAUCAGACAAGGACCUCGUAUUCCCAGAUGAUUCAACGAUACUCGAUGCAAGAAAGAGUAAAGACGAUAGCAAAAUUGUUAAGUUCCAAUGGGAGAAAGUAAGUGGACCAGAGGGCCUUGAAAUGAAAGACGCUGACAAAGCAGUGUUGCAUUUAUCCAAACUGGUUGAAGGACGAUACGUGUUCAAAUUAACAAUCACAGACGAUAAAGGCCUUAGUGAUUCAGACACCGUUGCUGUUAAUGUCAAGAAAAGUCAAAACAUGCCACCGCUCGCCAACGCCGGACCGGACUUUGUUGUCAGCCUGCCAGCUCGAUCGGCGGAACUUGAUGGAUCAAAGUCAAGUGAUGAUCAGGGAAUUGUCUCCUAUGAGUGGAUCAGAGACAGGAAAAGUCCAGCUGCUGGGGAUGUCCUGAACCAAAGUAAUCACAAAGCCAUUUUGAAAUUAGUUAACCUCGUCGAGGGCGUGUAUACGUUUGAGCUCAAAGUUGAAGAUAAUAGGGGACUCAAGAGCACUGACAAAGUUGUGCUUUCUGUAAAGCAAGAUGAAAACAGCCUUUAUUUGGUCGAGCUUUACCUAGACGUUGACAUCUAUAGCUUCACAGAGGAAAAUAAAAAACAACUAUUACGCAAGCUGUCGGUCGUGCUCAAUGUGGACGAUAAAAAUGUUGUUCUUGAGCAAAUACGCCAGGCUGGAUAUGGCAACGGCAUCGUUCUGUUGUUUUACAUCCUUGAUGGUAUUACUGGAAGCAAGAUAGAUGGUUUGGUAAUAGCCAACCUGCUAAAACAGAAGAUUGGAUAUCACGGAACACUUUUCGAGUACAAGAUGCUGCGUGUAGAGCCCUACAGUAAGCCUUUCAGUUUGCAGAACAACUGCUCCAGUCAUGGUUAUUGUGAUAAAAAUAGCAAACUCUGUGUUUGUGACAGUUUCUGGAUGGAGAAUUUUUUCAAAGCCAAUUAUGGAGAGCGUGUCUCAAACUGUGAGUGGAGCGUUCUGUAUCUCUCUGUUGUCGUGUUUGGAAUCGCAAUGUCGCUGAUUGGUUUGACCUGGGGACUAUGUUUCUGCUUUUCAAGACGAUCUCGGCUGCGACGCAAGGGUCGAUACUAUCCUUUGAAGUCAGAUGACAAAGAUGAAAGCAAAGAAGAAAUCAUGAUGAUUUCGAAAGGAAACGGAAAGUACUUCGCACAUAGCCUGACCUUUACUGAAUCAGACGAGGAUAGUGAGGAGGAGAACACUUUGUUUGAUAAAAAGCGGGUUAGCAAUGGGAAUGGACCAUUAAAUGGUAGUUUAAAUGGGUCGGUCAAGUUGUAUAAGACGCACGCAAUGUAGGGUACCUGUGAAAUAUGUGUUUUAAGUUUUUCGUAACGCUUAGAUAGUAACCUUCUGUUGAAUAAAAGCAGAUCACAAUUGCAAAUGUAGACACUUUAGCCUUAGCGCUCUGACGAUAACAUUGACUGCUACAAUGAUAAACUUUCUUUAGCAACGCUUGUGAAGACCAUCGCCUAUCGUAUCAAACGAGACUUGUCACUACGGGCCUUUUACAUCAUACCCCAAAGUAUCAUACUACAAGCAUGUUCAAUAAAUUUUGCAAGCACCUCGUCCUGGUUCCAGCAUCUUGUUCAAGAGCAUACCUCCACACCCUUAACUGCCUUUCCUGCCCCGCCCUCUUGCAAAUAAUACACUCUUUUCUCGUGUCGAUGUAUGCAAAAUCGAUAGCUUCAUAAUUGGUGAACCAUUUAUUCAAUAGUGACAAGGGUUUUUUCCUGAAAGCGCGAUAGUCGUUGUGUUGAGAAUAUUCUCAUUUUGCUGAAUCGUAGUUCAUCAGUAGUUUGUAAAGAUUUCGUUUGCGGAUUCUAACAAAGUCCCAAAAACUCUUGUACGAUGCAGAGAUGAAAUUUUCAUGGAAUAUUCCAAUAAUUUGUAAGGGUUCCAUGCUAGACAUCAUUUUAUAAGGGAACGGGAAGGUUCUUCACAAAGGGAAAUGUGGGAGCCUGUAGAAAGAAGGGAACUAGCUUCAGAUCAUGGGACUUUUGAUGGCCUAAUUACAGAAGCUCAUCUUAUUCCUUUUGCAAAAUAUCAAACAUGGUAUUAGAAAUAACGAAAAAGAAUACUUAUAAAUAGGAUAGGUAACUAAAAGCCGGAAUCGAUUAAUUCUCUUCAGGUUUCAAGUUCUUUAUCUAGUACGUUUUUGCUUUUAAAUGUCCCUAAACAAAUUAAUAUUUCUUUUGCAUUUCAAUUGGAUUUUCGAUUCACCACUGAAAUCAGCAUUUGGUAUUUUGAAACGGGUUGCUAUCCAAGCAUACAGUUUGUGUUUGAUGUUGAAUUAAUGCAUACUUGCUGUUAUGCACAAUAACGCAUGCGCUAAAAUACUCACCACCAGAACUUUUAAAUAAUAAUAUUUAGAACUGUAGGUCUAAAAUCAUUGGUAAAUGGUUGAAAUAGAAUAUAAUUAUUGAUGCUUAAUUUUUCAAUAAAGCCGACAAAUGUAAAUAAUUGGGCAUACAGAAAAUCGUGUGUUUUUUAUUCUCCAUCGUCUGAUCCAAAAAUGUGUGUUGUCAGCUAGCAUUUGAGUGUUUAUUCAUAACUGUUAAAUCAUAA
Messenger RNA from Rhopilema esculentum, 5458 nucleotides. NCBI's taxonomy places the organism in Eukaryota, Metazoa, Cnidaria, Scyphozoa, Rhizostomeae, Rhizostomatidae. The record is from RefSeq and is a predicted model, not a curated record.